AUGUACGACGCGUGCUGGCUUAUCAAGAUGAUGGAAAAGCUACUUCUUUACCACACAACAGGCCUUGCACCGGAUUUACAGCCUGUCUUCAUUGCCUUCAAUAUCGAGGUAUUCAACGCACUAUUCGUGUCAAGCUGCAUGCGCAACGCGACCUCGGUUAGCGUGACAAUGAUGCUAAUGGUUGCCGAUUUUAUGGGAGCUUGUGCAGCGCUGUACGGGCUGAGAAACAUUAUGCUGCGCGUGGAUGAGCUGAAUGGCAAGAUGGGGCCUGAGGCUACCCGUGCGCGAAUGAUAGAUAUUGCCGGUUUUAUUGCAAAACACCACCACCUUGAUUGUCUCGUAACGCAGGAAGAUAGUGUGGAAUCGCGGUGCUCCAACAGCACACAUGUAUCUGCCGUCGCUCCGUGGGUAGACGAGAAUUCAUCAGACACGGUCGAGUACACGGAGGUGAUAGUCCCAAUGGUUUAUGGCACGGACUACACGUUCCAAUUCAGUUGGCUUUUUAAGUAG
Molecule: messenger RNA, 510 nt
Organism: Phytophthora infestans T30-4
Lineage: Eukaryota; Oomycota; Peronosporomycetes; Peronosporales; Peronosporaceae
Exons: 4
Coding region: 1-510 (169 amino acids)
Source: RefSeq, a predicted model, not a curated record